GUCGGAAUUGGAACCAGCAUCAGUACGACUCGCGUCUGGGUUGUGACUGUAUCGUAUCCAUUGUGGUCGCACUCUGUUUUGAAGUAGACAUACAGUGUACACACAGCAAGGCAAUUGUGGUGAUCAGAUACUUUGGGAUGUCACGUCAGCUGAUCAUGAUGAUAAUCUUGAUGUCAACUUUUUCGACAGUUUACACAGAAGUAAGAAGAAUAAAUUUUUCUGAAAUCGGUGCUACCGCUCUAUUUCAUCCCAACCCAAGAAUUCUCGAUUACCACACACAAACCGCUGAGGAUAUAAUCGGUCAUCAUCAUGCCAACGUCAACUGUUCAAUGUCAGACCAUGUCACAUCUACAGCUCAUACAGACCUACAACAGACAGAUGGAAAACACUUAACAAUAGAUCUCCGAUCACAAUGGUCUAUUGAGACAGUAAAAUUACACUUUUUCACCAACAUGUUGGACACACCAGGAAGUCAUUGGCAGACUGGGAUUACAGUGUACACCGGAAACAGUGAAGAAAUAGCCGACAUGCAUAGCUGCGGUAUACUUGAAGACAACGGCAAAGACGAGCAUCACUCAGCUACAUUCUAUUGUGCCUCACUUCAUGACAAUCAGUACAUUUCUGUGUAUCACAAUUCUACACUAACAACUACCAAGGGUAGCAGAUAUCCACAGCUAUGCGGAGUGGAAGUAUUUGGAGAAUGUUUGCCAUGUCGACGUCCUCCGGACACUGCGACUGUAAAAUUCCUUGAAAAAUGGUUCAAUACGGAGUUUGUAUGUGGCAGUCGAUUGAUUGCGUCUUGUAAGCCGGGGUUUUGUGGUCAAGAGCGAAUGUUCACAUGUCGUAACGGCACAUGGAAUGGAAUGUUGCCUCAGUGUGAAGUACCGAGUUGCAGUCAAUUGCCUGUGCCAUCUAACGGCUGGUUGUCUUCAACCAAUGGAAAUAUGCUGGGAAGCGUUGUCACCCUACACUGCUUACCCGGAUUCUCAGCGAUCGCAUCGCAAGGAAAUGUAGCACAGUGUGUCAUGCAAGACAGACUAUUCAAGCCACAGUGGAGUGCAGCACUCACAUUCUGUAGUAAAGACAUAUCACUCUGUGAGUGUCCAAAUUCACCAAGAAAUGGGAAAAUUAUCUGUCCCUACUUGAUUGAUAUCAAUAGCAUUGCUGUUUACGUUUGUCACGUUGGUUAUCAGUUGAGUACCGUUCAUAAUCAUGUGCUCUGUAAGCAAGACGGAAAUUGGUCGAAUGAAACACCUCGCUGUCACCCUGUAACGUGUAGCACUAGUCUGGUGAUCAGUAACGGUAAACUUGUGGUAAGAAACAAUACGUACGGCAGCAGAGCCGAGAUCCAGUGCAAGGACGGGUACGAGAGAAUUGGAAGCAGACACAUGGUGUGUGGUAAAGACGAAAGGUGGACUGCAACCGGUCUGGCACCCGUUUGCAAACGUGUAGACCCUGGAAACUGCCCGAUGCUUGAAGAUCCCGUAAAUGGUCGAGUUGUGUAUUCUAGUACGGUUGUUGGAUCUCAGGCGCAGUAUUACUGCAACUUGGGAUAUGAACUCUUGUCAGACAGAGAAACUACAAGGACGUGUGUUUCGGUGCGUACUACAGACCGUGCAGUCUGGACGAGUGACAUACCACUAUGCAGAGCGAAAUUGUGUCCGGCACUGGAUGUACCGGUGAAUGGUGAAGUGAAGGGAGAUAGUUUCCGAUACAAUCGCACAGUUGAGUAUAAGUGUAACCAUGGAUACGAGCUUGUGUACGGUGACCGAUCAAGAAGGUGCACUGCAUCGGGUCAGUGGACUGGAGUGGCACCCAGAUGCAAACAUGUCUGUGCUAUCAUUGGUCAUUCGUGUGGUUCGUCUCAGGAAUGCAUUGUGGAUCAAGACGGUCGAGCAGGUUGCAAUUGUGUUGUCAACUCACGCUGCCCUUCCUGGUAUGAACCAGUAUGUGGAAACGAUGGAAAGACGUACUCAAACCGAUGCUUGAUGGCACUAGCUGGAUGCAGAGAAUAUAAUGACUCGCUUCAAGAAGCAGCUCAAAGUGGUUGCCAAUUUGGUGCGAAUUGUUACUCCGAGAGACCGCAGGCUCCACCUGGUGUCAACUGUCGUCUGUUCCACGCUCGAUUCUGGUUCAACUCGACUGCAGGAAGAUGCGAGAAGUACUUCCACGGAGAGUGUUACGGACAAAGAAAUAGCUUCUAUACUAUUGAAGACUGUCAGUCAACUUGUACUAAAGCGAAUAUUUGUCAACAACCGAGAGACGAUGGCCGCUGCCUUGUUCCCUCUUCGAGAUUCUAUUACAACCUGGCGACAGGACGGUGUGAAGGUUUCCAAUACAACGGUUGCUUUGGCAACGAGAACAACUUCAAGACGAUCGAACAGUGUGAGAUGGCUUGUGCUAGAAGCGACUCGCUUUGCUCGUGCUCGUCCAAACUUAAGUUCAUGGAUGCAAAGCAACUGGGCAUGACAGGUGUCGUGCUCAAGGUGACUUCAGACAAAACGACGAAAGACGUGGAUGUGGUCUAUAAGGCAAGACUGGUCUCUGUUUGUUACUUUUCUACUGCCUUGUCAGAAGGAAAACGCAAGGUGUUACGAAAUUCUCUUGGCAAAGCUGUCGUUCGACUUAUUGUUCGUGAGAAGGAUUCAAACGGAUGUUUGUGUCCUUCGUUGGCAAGAGGGAAAUUCUAUAAAAUUGCUGUUCAUGUCGGUCAGACGAAGGAGGACUACAUCACUUUGACACUUCCCAGCAAGUUCUUUGUGAAAGAGACUGAUGCUUGCUGAUUGUUGCAAUUGUUGACUUGGAGAUUGGCUAUGAUUUCAUGACGGAUGUAGCUACUGGACGAGUGUAAUGUACGCUAUAGGUAGCUACCGUAAACGAUUUGCAAAUUAUUAACAAAAAAUAUGAAAAGUUGGUGUGAUUCCUAGACCUAA
Corticium candelabrum is the source of this 2933-nucleotide messenger RNA. RefSeq names its product complement receptor type 1-like. Bases 138 to 2783 code for a protein of 881 amino acids. Gene Ontology annotation, molecular function: serine-type endopeptidase inhibitor activity; protein binding. NCBI's taxonomy places the organism in Eukaryota, Metazoa, Porifera, Homoscleromorpha, Homosclerophorida, Plakinidae. The record is from RefSeq and is a predicted model, not a curated record. The transcript is spliced from 13 exons.